AUGGACCAGAUGGGAUUUUAUUCUGGAGGCUCCUACGAAAGCAGCAUGAACUCUAACGUUCCUCUCGGUAUUUAGUUUAAACCUUAUUCUUCAUGAGUUUCAGGUGACUCUAUUUCAAGUGGGAAUAUUUCUUUGUCGGCUUAUCGAAAGACCAACGCAGGUGCCGCAGGAAAACUGCUCGAAAACAAAGGCUUCGGCUGGUUGUUGGAAGUCAAUGAAGAAGAAGAAAACCAACUUCCUCUACUGUAAAAUUCUAAAAGACUAUCUUAUCGUCAAUCAGGAACUUUAGGGAAGAGCUCGACAUUGAUCUCACUGAUAUUUAUUAUAAAAUUCGGUGUGUUCUGCUCCCUCUACCGUACUUCAGAAUGAAGCUGAACAUCGUCCGAGAAUCCCCAGACUUUUGGGGUCCACUGGCUAUUGUUAUUUCUUAUGCACUACUCUCCAUCUACGGCCAGUUCAGCGUGAGUAUUUUCUCUGAAAACUUCUAAUCAUGUCUUCUUUUGAACAACUUUCCUGUUUAAGGUCGUUUCUUGGAUUUUAACUAUUUGGUGCUGUGGCGGAUUCAUAGUUUAUUUUAUUGCACGGGCCUUAGGAGGAGACGUCGGGUACACCCAGGUUCAGAAUCUUUUCAGUUUAAAGGAAAUAAAUUUUCAGGUUCUUGGAGUGAUCGGAUACUGUUUGAUUCCACUUGUCGUGAUGUCUCUUGUUAUACCUCUCUUUUCAAGGUAAUCAAUUUUGCAUUCGUGAAUUUAAAUGAGAGAACCGCUGAGAAUUCGAAGGGGUUUCAGAAUUUACUGUCUUUUCUCAAAAUUUUGAAUUUGAAAUAGCCAGCAGCUCGUCUAACACUUGCUUUUUUCAACAGUUUGCUCUGGAAAAUGAUAAUAUUUUGAGUGUUCCGAUUGUGGCGAAGGCUCUCGGGAUGUUCGGCACUGCGUGGAGCGUCUACAGCGCGGGAACUUUGUUGUGCGUCGACGAGUUGCAGACGAAAAAGCCUCUAGUCAUCUACCCCGUCUUCUUGUUGUACAUUUACUUUUUCUCUUUGUAUUCAGGCGUUUGA
Messenger RNA from Caenorhabditis auriculariae, 1057 nucleotides. The record is from the annotation of a GenBank genome assembly. NCBI's taxonomy places the organism in Eukaryota, Metazoa, Nematoda, Chromadorea, Rhabditida, Rhabditidae.